AUGGCGAGAAUGAAGCUGGCGCUUGCCCUCCUGGGGCUGCUCAUGGCGUCUUGCCUGGCUUUCACGUCGGUCUUCGCCGACACAUUGACCGCUGCCAGCGAGGCAGAGACCAGGCCUUACCUGGGCAAAGUACCCGGCAACGUUCUCGCCCAAGGUGCCCACAGGGCUCUCCUGGAGGAGAAAGAAAACCGCCGCAACGACAAUCGCCGCGAGGAAGAGCCGCGCCGCGAAGAGAAGGAGCGCGAAGAGAGGAAGCGCGAGGAAGAGAGGCAGCGCGAAGAGCAGCAGCGCGGAGAGCGAAAGCGCGAGGAACAGCAGCGCGAGGAGCAGCAGCGCAACGAGAGGCAGCGCGAGGAGGAGAAGCGCAACGAGAGGCAGCGCGAGGAGCAGCAGCGCAACGAGAGGCAGCGCGAAGAGAAGCAGCGCGAAGAGAGAAAGCGUGAGGAAGAGAAGCGCCGUCCGGAGAAGCGCCGCGAGGAGGAGAGGCGCGAGAAGGAAGGCGAGGACAAGCGCGACGACAAGCGCGAGGACAAGGGCGACAACAAGCGCGACGGGAAGCGCGAGGGGGAGCGCGAGGACAAGCGCGAGGAGAACCGCGAGGAGAAGCGCGAGAACAAGCGCGAGAACAAGCGCGAGGAGAAGCGCGAUGACAAGCGCGAGAACAAGCGCGAGGAGAAGCGCUUCCCCGAAAAGAAGGAUCGCGAGGAGAAGAAGGAGGAGCGCGAGGAGAACAGGCGCGAGAAGGGAGGUAGAAAGCUGCUGUGGGAGGAGGAUCAGAAGAAGCGCGAGCGCGAGGACAAGCGCGACGACAAGCGCGAGGAGAAGCGCAACGAGAAGCGCGAGGAGAAGCGCGAGAACAAUCGCGAGGAGAAGGGCAACGAGAAGCGCGAGAACAAGCGCGAGGAGAAACGCGACGAGAAGCGCGAGGAGAAGCGCGAGAACAAUCGCGAGGAGAAGGGCAACGAGAAGCGCGAGAACAAGCGCGAGGAGAAGCGCGGGAACAAACGCGAGGAGAAGGGCAACGAGAAGCGCGAGGAGGAGCGCUUCGCCGAGGAGCAGCGCUUCGCCAAGGAGAAGGCGCGCGAGGAGGAGGAGCUCUGUAAGAAACUAUCCUCCUGCAAUUCAAUCGUCUUAAAGUGCAUUCGCUUGAUUCCAGUAAAGCCGGAGAUGGUUUCUGGAGGUUGA
Messenger RNA from Klebsormidium nitens, 1185 nucleotides. The record is from the annotation of a GenBank genome assembly. NCBI's taxonomy places the organism in Eukaryota, Viridiplantae, Streptophyta, Klebsormidiophyceae, Klebsormidiales, Klebsormidiaceae.